UUAAUGCAAGUUCUCUUCCACCGUCGGAUUACAGCCGAGCAGCACGCAAAGAGACGGUCACCGGGUCAUAAAACGUCGAAUAAAACCAAUAGGUUUCUUGUUUCUUGUGGGCCUUAGCUUCUCAUUCCAGUUACCAAAGUGAGUAGAGAGGACACCCCUUUAAUAGAGACAUGGAUCAGUCUUGGCCAAACCGUCACCAAAGAGGAGCCCCUCAGCAUGGUGUGCCAGUUGGGGCCUUCAGGCAGGGUAAUGUUCCCACUACGGAGAGAGGCAUCAUCAGUGGAGACAAUGUCCAGUUUGGGAGGCUGCGGCGUCACACUCGUUUGUCCCAGUCAGAGAGCCAUAGCUCUGGGCCUGAAGAUGAGUGGUUGAGCUCCUCCAUGGAGGGAAGCAGCUCCUACGGUCAAAGCCCCAUCCUCCAGAGUAUGCAGGCAGAAGGCAUCUGGUACAACCGUGGCGCCUACGAACAAGCCGAGGGCAACUAUCAACGCCGGCUCACCUCCAACAACAAUGGACUGCUGUCAUCCUCUCCACGGAGCCCAAACACCAGAGGCUCCUUGACCUUCCACUCAAGACGCACCCAGAGUCAGCAGCAGCAGGAUCAGGGGCACCCUGUCACCACAGUGAAGGCCUCUGGUACCCCUCACCGUCAGUAUAGUAGAGGCCGCAAUCGCACCUCCUCUGAGACCGAGAAGGGGGGCAAAGGCAGCAGGGAGCCGAAUCAGAGGAAGAGGGGCUUAUCUGAGACGGAAAGCAGGCCCAGAUGGGACAAGUAUGACACCCCUCACACAGGGAAUGGGAGAGACUUAAUUACCAACAUGAGUGGACUGCAGUGCCUCGCCACAGAGAACAUCUGGUUCGACAAACACCGCUACGAUGAGGCGGAGAAGCACUUCUAUGAGGGAGUCAACGGCCCCUCCACACAGCAACAACAGGUGAAAACGGCCCUGCAACAGGCCAAAGGGCGCCAGCAGAAACGGCAGCACAGAAAUUCAUCUUCACAUGCAGGAGGAGACCAGGAGCAGCUGGUUUCACGCAUGAAGAGCCUGGAACUUGAGAACCAGACUCUGCACAAAGUGGUGGGGGAGAUGAGGGCAGCCCUGCAGAAGCUGGAGACCAGAGUGGCUAUGCUGGAGAAGACCCCUGCACCAGCAGCUGUCCCAUGUGCUAAGGCUGCACCAGUCCAGGCUGCUCCAGUCAAACAGGUAAAGGUAGAGAAUGGUGAUGAUGAUGACGAUGACAUCGACUUGUUUGGCAGUGAUGAAGAAGAUGCAGAGGCAGAACGUAUCAAGCAGGAGCGCCUGGAGGCCUAUGCAGCCAAGAAGUCCAAGAAACCCGCCAUCAUUGCCAAGUCAUCGAUCCUGUUGGAUGUCAAGCCUUGGGAUGAUGAGACAGAUAUGGUGAAGCUGGAGGAGUGCGUGCGCUCUGUGCAGAUGGACGGGCUCCUGUGGGGAGCGUCCAAACUAGUGCCAGUGGGCUACGGCAUCAAGAAGCUGCAGAUCAACUGUGUGGUCGAAGACGACAAAGUUGGCACCGACAUACUGGAGGAGGAGAUCACCAAGUUUGAGGACUUUGUCCAGAGUGUAGAUGUUGCUGCCUUCAAUAAGAUCUAAGCUCCACCAGCUCUUUACCUGCUUCACCAAAGUGUUUCUGCUGCUCCCGGCUUGCACGGUUAUUAAAAAGCUAAGUUUUGAGCACAAA
Lates calcarifer (barramundi perch) is the source of this 1701-nucleotide messenger RNA. RefSeq names its product eukaryotic translation elongation factor 1 delta a (guanine nucleotide exchange protein) (gene eef1da). Gene Ontology annotation, cellular component: cytosol; eukaryotic translation elongation factor 1 complex. The transcript has 10 exons. Bases 171 to 1613 code for a protein of 480 amino acids. Lineage: Eukaryota; Metazoa; Chordata; Actinopteri; Centropomidae. Gene Ontology annotation, molecular function: translation elongation factor activity; guanyl-nucleotide exchange factor activity. Gene Ontology annotation, biological process: translational elongation. The record is from RefSeq and is a predicted model, not a curated record.